AUGGAAAGCACCAUCGCGCCUUUGAGCGCGUUAAUGCUGGACCAACCGUCGUAUCUCGACGCUCUUUCCGGCCUCGUUCAUUCACCUGAAUGUUUGGCAGCAAAGAGCUUUGUGACAGCUCGUCUGUCCGACGCCGAUCUCGAGAAAAAGAGACGCUGUGCGAGAUGCAACAUUUUGCUUGUCAAGAAAGAACGAAGAAGUCGACAGAAAGUCCUUCCCAAGAAAGAUCCCGCUCUCUCGACUACUCCAGGUUCCUUGCAGAGUAAGAUGGUGGAUGAGAUUGUUUCACUGGGAAUGGAACAACUGAAGCUGGAGGAAACACGCGCACCGGAAAAGCGUUGCAAAUUCCACGAUGGGAAGGUCGUCAACAAGAAAUGGACAUGCUGUGACCAGCAUGUGAUGGGACCUCCUUGCAAGAAAGAGGACGAACACAAACCUGAGAAGCGUACCCUCAAAGAAAUCUCCAGUCGCUGGCAGUACUCCGUAACACCCUCCAUCACGACAAAGGAUACGCGCAAAGCUGUCGUUAUCGACUGCGAGAUGGGAACGGCCGCAUCUGGUGACACUGAGCUGAUCCGCCUGACUCUUAUCGACUACUUCUCCAGCAACGUUCUGAUCGACAAGAUUGUCUGGCCUGAUGUCCCGAUGCUACAUUUGAACACCAAGUGGUCAGGCGUAACAUGGAAGAUGAUGAACGAAGCUCGUAACAAACGAAAGUGCGUCUUUGGCUGGAAGAAGGCCCGUGCUUUGAUCUGGAAGUUCGUAGGUCCAGAAACAAUCGUCAUCGGACAUGGUGUCAAGUCAGAUCUCACUUCUUUGCGCUGGAUCCAUCCUCGACUCAUCGACACGCUUAUUGUUGAGGGAAACAAUCGUGAGACAGCGGCUGGGCUUUCGUUGAAAAAGCUGGCUGAGGAGCGGUUGGGGAGAGCCAUUCAGCAAGGGAGAGGUCAUGACAGCCUUGAGGAUGCGAUUGCGACGCGAGACCUUCUCCACUGGAAUGUUUUGAAGUUGACUGGAGGACUUACAGAGGUUUGA
Messenger RNA from Fusarium subglutinans, 1035 nucleotides. Its product is annotated as RNA exonuclease 3. The record is from RefSeq and is a predicted model, not a curated record. Gene Ontology annotation, cellular component: nucleus. Lineage: Eukaryota; Fungi; Ascomycota; Sordariomycetes; Hypocreales; Nectriaceae. Gene Ontology annotation, biological process: rRNA processing; ribosomal large subunit assembly. The transcript has 3 exons. The coding region runs from base 1 to 1035 and encodes 344 amino acids. Gene Ontology annotation, molecular function: exonuclease activity; nucleic acid binding.